AUGUAUUUAAGGCAGAAUUAUUUAAGUAGCACAGCACGUGCUGUGUUGAAUGUAACUCUGAAUCCAACAAAGGCCAUCACUGACAAUCAGGACAAGACGCUUAAUGUCAUACAUGUCAUCGAAGUCAAUCAAAAUGACGGCAUAGACAAAUUUGCUUCCUCUGCGGUCAGUGCGUUAAACGAUUGCGUUGCAUUUCCUUAUUACCUGGUUUAG
Molecule: messenger RNA, 213 nt
Organism: Clunio marinus
Lineage: Eukaryota; Metazoa; Arthropoda; Insecta; Diptera; Chironomidae
Source: the annotation of a GenBank genome assembly